This is a messenger RNA of Lepisosteus oculatus (spotted gar), 3184 nucleotides long. Its product is annotated as oocyte zinc finger protein XlCOF6-like. NCBI's taxonomy places the organism in Eukaryota, Metazoa, Chordata, Actinopteri, Semionotiformes, Lepisosteidae. Gene Ontology annotation, biological process: regulation of transcription by RNA polymerase II. The record is from RefSeq and is a predicted model, not a curated record. Gene Ontology annotation, molecular function: RNA polymerase II cis-regulatory region sequence-specific DNA binding; DNA-binding transcription factor activity.
CUGCGACAAGAGGAAGCUGUAGUAGACGUCAUUUUGCUCGCCGAAGAUGGUGUGCUUUUCUUUGUGUUACUGAUGGCUGGAGUUUCUCUUAUGCUCUUGAUUACUUUGUAUUUUUUUUUUAUUAAUACACAGCGUCCCCUCAAGACAACACUGUACGAAAUCUUGGGAACCAUGUGUUUUCACGUUCAUAUCCAAUGUUGCCCUGCGAAGUAGAAAAUCCGCAAAAGAUGUUCCAAAUGCAGCACGUCCUAUCCAAUUUCAAGUCGAACCCGUGUACUGUAGACUGAGUUUAUUGUAAAAUUGUUUCGGAAACUUUUAAGCUUUUCAAGACUGCAUAUCUCAUAUGGAGAUAGAAACCGGGGACCUGAAGCUGAGACUUGACGUAUGGAAGAGAGUGUCCGGGGCGUAUCCCAGCAUCAGGGGCUACAGUGGAUUCCAGGUCUGUCCUGGGACUACAGGAGUAAAACUGAGGCCAAAAGAGGCUGGAACUGCAGAGGCCAGUGCUGUCACUGAUGCCAGUGAAGAGACUUCUUUUGAACACGGACACUGUAAGAAUACAGAGCUCACUGGUGCAGAAGUUAAAGAGAGCCUCACUGAGCAGAAUAGGAUCAGACAGGGUGAGGAAGACCUCGGCGAACUGCUUCGUGUCCACAUGAUUGAUUUAGGCCCUGAAAUGGUUUCAGACAGUUUAAAUCCACUGGGAUGCCACAACAGUUCAGAGAUGGUCAACAAUGUGGACCAAAAGAAUGGAACAGAGAGUCACAUUGUUCUAGAGUCUCGUAUUGGUCAAGAGUACAAAAAGGAGGAAUUGAAUGAACUGGAUGGUGUUAACAGCACAGAACAGGGCAACAAGCAUCAGGUGGCUUAUCCUAAUGAGCAACGCCCAGCGUUACCACCUGUCCACAUUAAAGAGGAGGAGGCUGCUAAUUAUCCUAACAUGCCCUGCACAGGAUCUCUGUAUGUGAAACAAGAAGUCAGUGGAUUGGACCAUGUCUGGAUCAAAGAGGAAAGUGAUGUACAGUCUACAAACAGUGAAGAGAAAACGGCUAAGUUAAAUCACUCUCAGCUGGAACUUCACAAACGGAACUUGGAAAAGAAAGGGCCGCAGCAGAACCAGAGUAUGGGAAAUACUGACAUACGGGAGUUUAUAUGUCUGAGACCUUGCUUAGUAAAAGUGGAGAGAUUGUCAUUGCAGCACAGACAACAGCACCAUGGACCCUCCAGCAUUCUAACCCCAUUGUCUGUGUUUGAGAACACAGCUGAGUCCAGUGGGGACCCAGGGGAUGACAGUCACAGCACAAAAUGUCAAGAGACUGUCAAUCACUUAGAGAGCUUAAAGGCAUACCAAAACCUUCAGACAGAGGAAGGACUCUACUCGUGUUCUCAGUGUGGGAAGAGUUUUAAUCAGGUAUCCAAGCUUAAAACACACAAAGAAAUUCACACAGGCAUGUUCAGCUGCAGUCAGUGUGGACAGAUGUUCAGUCAGUUAAGUUCCUUAAAAUGCCACCUGUGCGGUGACACAGAUGAGAGGCCUUUCAGCUGCAGUCAGUGUCUGAGGAGUUUUAGUCAGUCAAGAGAUUUGAAAAAGCACGAGCGUGUUCACACGAGAGAGCGAUCAUUCAUUUGUAGUCAAUGUGGAAAGAAGUUUAAUAAAUCAAGUGCGUUAAAGCUUCACCAUCGUGUUCAUACGGGAGAGAAACCAUUCAACUGCAGUCAGUGCGGGAAAAGCUUUAGUCGUUUAUUCCACUUAAAAUGCCACCAGCAAAUCCAUACAGGGGAGACUCAGUUUAGUUGUAGCCAAUGUGGGAAACGUUUUAUCCAUUCAAGUGACUUAAAAAAACACCUGCGCACUCAUACAGGAGAGAGGCCAUUUACCUGCAGUCAGUGUCGGAAGCGUUUUAGUCAGUUAGUCCAUUUAAAAUGCCACCAGCGUGUUCACACGGGAGAAAAACCAUUCAGCUGCAUUCAGUGUGGGAAAAGCUUUAGUCAGUUAGGCCACCUAAAAUGCCACCAGCGCAUUCACACUGGUGAGAGACCGUUCAGCUGCAGUCAGUGUGAAAAGAGUUUUAGUCAGUUAGGUCACUUAAAAUGCCACCAGCGCAUUCACACAGGAGAGACACAGUUCACUUGCCCUCAGUGUGGGAAAUGUUUUAGGCAGCCUUGGGACCUAAAAAACCAUCAACGCAUUCACACAGGAGAGAGAGGAUUCAGCUGUAGUCAGUGUGGGAAGAGUUUUAGUCAGUUAGGAAACUUGAAAGUACACCAACGUAUUCACACGGGAGAGAGACCGUUCAGCUGCAGUCAGUGUGGCAAGAGCUUUAGUCAGUUAGGUAACUUAAAAGGUCACCAGCGCACACACACAGGAGAGAGGCCGUUCAGCUGUAGUCAGUGUGGGAAGAGCUUUAGUCAGUCAAGCAACUUAAAGUGCCACCAGCGCAUUCACACAGGAGAAAGACCGUUCAGCUGUAGUCAGUGCGGACGCACCUACACACUGUUGCAUCAUCUUAAAACUCACAAGUGUAUUCACAGCUGAGAGACUGUAUUGCCAUAUUCUGAACAGUUUUGAACUGUUUAUAUAAAUGUGAACAUCUUGCUUUUCAUGUGAAAUAAAAAACUUUAAUUAUCUUGAAAAACAUCUGUUCAUGUGUGGCUCCUGUGUUCAGUAGUGUUGCCAAAGUCUGAAUUUUAACAUGUUGCAGUCAUAUGUUGAACCAGGUUUGACACUGAAACAACACUGAACAAAAACAUUUCUAGCCAUGUGCUGGAUUCAGUUUGACAUCACAAAACAUUUCAGUUCUCUGUUGAAUAAUUGCCAGGAAAAAUAAUAGAAAAAAGAAAGAAAGACUAAAAGAUUUUAGACACAACUUUGUAGAAAUGGAUUAGAAAUACUAUAAAUAGCUUAUUCUCAAAAUCCUUCUGCAAGGAACUGAAUUUAACACUGAUGGUGUAGAAGAAAGUUGAGAGGAAAUAGAAUACGGAUCUGCAAAGUUGCAAUGGCAACAAAUAAUUCAGUUUAACAGAGCUCAUGGCUGCAACAACAAAAAGACCGAGUACAAUCAUGUACGAACAAUAAAAUGUUUCUUACACAUAAAGUGUGCCAUCUAAUGUAGUUUAGACACCAGCAUUAACAUAUAAUCAAUUAGGCCUUAUACUUUUAGACUUUAUAGGUUUAAGCUUUUGUGUA